AUGGAUGUCGAUCGCCCAGAGCUCCUCCGCCGUCCUUCGACUCCGGACCAGCACGGACGCUCCUCCUUUUCCUCUAUUCGUGAAGACAGCUGUGGUCCAGCCCAGACCUUCACAUCCUCCAAGGUCUCGUCUUACGCCACUGCUCACGAGAACGCCAUCCUUGACGAUUCGCCAACUCCCUCGCCGCCCGCCAUCGAUAUGGCUGAGGUUCAGUUCCUACCACCCGUCACCUUGCCCAACAGCAGGCUGCAUGGCAACUGGUUCCCCGCCAACAACUUCAAGGGAUGGAAGCAAAUCAAUGUCAAGGGGAAGACGGCGAGCCGCAGCUUCGGUGAUCUCCAAGCCCUGCACAUGGCAUGGAGCACCCCGCCAGCACCGUCUAAGGGAAAGAGCAAGUUUAGUCUCGGUAGCGCGCCCAUUGAGAAGCUACCUCUCGAGCUGCUCGGCUCCAUCAUUGAGCUCCUCGUGCUCGAUGUGCCCCCGCCAAACGGCGUCACCCGCCGCAAUGUCGAUCUCAUGUCUCUGCUGUUGACCUCCAGGACCAUGCACGGCGCGACCCUCAAUGCUCUCUAUAGGAACAUCACCAUCCCCCACUCGAGAAUCUUCCGCAAGUUCCUCGCCAACACCACCGAACACCCCGCCCUGCUCCCCGUCCUGCCCAAGACGCUGCGCUCGCUGAGCCUGAAGGGGAGCCGCAUGGAGGAGUCGCACAUUGAGCUGCUGCGGCCGUUGACGAAGCAUCUUGAGGAGCUCGCUUUUGGACGCAAUUUGGGCGUCAUGGCGGCGUCCAAGCUGUUUGUGCCGGCGGAGAAGGACGAAGAAGACACCCACAUGACUGACGCAGGCGAUGCCGAGACCGAGGAGGAGGAGCCCGAGGAACCUUGCGCCCUGCGCUACGUUGACUUUUCGGACCUCUGGGGCAGUGAGCUCGACCUCGUCGAUCUCUUCUCGAAGAAGUGCAACCUGCUGCAGGCAACGUCGAACCCGCUCGAGGUCAUUGAGGUGUCGGAGCAGUCAUUCAAACCCCUGUCGCGCAACAAGACGCUCGAACGCAUCGGGUGGACGCUGCAGGAGAUUGGCAGCAGGUGCUGGAUGGUGCGUCUGCACAAGGACGGCGACCGCGGCCACCGCUGGUGGAAGAUGGGCGCCGACCACUGGGGCAUGCGGAAGAUUCCCGUGGCGCGCGCCGAUGUCGGCGGCAUGUACGGCUCUUUCAUGUUUGGCCGAAAGCUCUGA
Molecule: messenger RNA, 1236 nt
Organism: Verticillium alfalfae VaMs.102
Lineage: Eukaryota; Fungi; Ascomycota; Sordariomycetes; Glomerellales; Plectosphaerellaceae
Product: leucine Rich Repeat domain-containing protein
Exons: 3
Coding region: 1-1236 (411 amino acids)
Source: RefSeq, a predicted model, not a curated record